Messenger RNA from Adineta steineri, 1146 nucleotides. The record is from the annotation of a GenBank genome assembly. Lineage: Eukaryota; Metazoa; Rotifera; Eurotatoria; Adinetida; Adinetidae.
AUGGCUAAUGUAAAUUACUAUAAAAGUCCACCACCUACAGUUGAUGACAAUCCAAUAGUUUAUGAAAGUCAAUUAUGCCUAACAAAGCGUAAAAGAAAUUUACUGAUUAUAGUUAUUGCGAUUGUUUUUAUCAUCGGUGUAUUCUAUGCAACUGUAAAGGCUGUAUUUAGUAGAAAUUCGAUAAAUUCGAAUGGUAACAAAACAGAAGACUUGCUUCUAAUGUGUCGAUUUGAUAAUCAAAAUGAAAAUCAAUAUUGGAGUGGUGAUAAUGUAUCAGGUACCAUCGAAUUUAUCAAUAAUAAUUAUCCAGAAUUGAAAUUACGAAGUCUUAAUAUUACACUAGUCGGUAUGUUUGUGUAUACGACUUCAUCAAAAACUGGAAACAAAGGACUAUCAAAAAAAACUAAACAUGAAGUAUUAUUUUUCGAAAAUGAUCUUAUUGUAAAAUCGAUUAACAAUGAAAAUCAACUUGUUCUACCACUUGGAAAUUAUACUUGGUCGUUUAGUGGUCGUCUUGAUCAACGUUUAUCACCUUCGAUCGAACAAUCUAAAACAACAAGUCCAUCCAUUCGUUAUUUCGUUCGCGUUAAAAUAGUUCGAACUGAAUGGUACAAAGUAAAUUUUUAUAAAGAAUUUGGUAUUAUUGUUCGAAAUAAUUCAUCAUGGCCUGCUAAUGUAACAAGAUUUGAGAAACAGAGUGAAUCUCGACGAGGUAUUCAAGCUCGUGUUAAUUUUCCAAAAACUGUUGUCGCUGCUGGAAAUAAAUUAUCGUUUGAUGUUGUUUUGCAUAAUUCUCAAAAAACUUCAGUACGUGGAAUAUCAGCAACUCUUACUCAAAUAUGGGAAAUUGGUCAAAUCAAAACAGAAGGUCUCGCACUAUUUGAUACGAAACUAGAAAAAUUUGAAUCAUCAUCAAUCGAAAAAUUUCAUAAAACUUUCGAAUUAAAUGUGCCUGACAACAUUCCUGCUACGUUUUCAUCUAAUCUUACUUCGUCGACGACUCAUAUUCUAGUAGCCGUGCAUUAUGAACUUACGGUUAAAGUUGAUAUUGAUGGCAUUUUUGCAAAUAUUAAUCUAGAAGUUCCACUAAUUAUCAUCAAUGCAAUUGAGAAAAAAAGAACAACAAAUGCUGUCUUCAUCCAAUAA